GCUUAUCAUUAUUGGAUCCUCACGAUAGUCGAUCAGUAGGGUUUAGAUGUAGAUUCGGUGCGAAAGUAUUUUUUUUCCGCUUGAUACUAAUGGAACUGGAUUUGAAUGGGCUUCAUCCAUCAAACGUGUCAACGGAUGUUUAUCAAAACCUCACCAGCGACGAUUUCCACCACUUAGACCCGAUUUCCAAGAAAUUCUUCUACUGGCUCAUCCUCAUCGUAUCAGUGCUGGCCAUAGUUGGGAACAUCAUAGCAAUCAGAUCUAUUAUAAAAAGGAAAACCAAGUACCUGCAAAAGUCAUGCAUCGUAGCCCUAGCUAUAUCCGAUAUAUUCACCACAAUCCUCUUCUCCAGUACUAAUUUGGACAUGCUAUCUGGACCAUUCAUCGUUUGGUCUUUGGGCGAAUUCCUCUGCUAUUUCAUACCGAGCGCCCAAAUUUUCGGCACCACAACCAGCUCCCUGCUGUUGCUCAUCAUCGCCUUGGAUCGACACCAAAACGUCGUCCAAACAUUCAGCAAGAAACGCUGGAAUCCCAAACCAUCCACCUGCAUUAUUAUCAUACUAAUCGUUUCUCUCAUCAGUGCUAGUCUCUCGUAUCCGUUUUCGCGAAAGUAUUUCUUCGAAACGUUUUUGGUCCUAAUGUUGCCGGUAACCGAUAAAUUUGUCUACGAAGAAUGCUCCUUCUGCUUCGCCGAUAAAACCUUAAUCAGCAGCUACUAUGUGACGCUAGACGCGAUCGUCUUCGUCCCGAUGACCUGCGUUUUCGUCUGGUUCUACGUGCAGAUAGCCGCUCUGAUCUGGAAGCACCGCAAACCGAUCACCGCGAAGUUCAACAAACCGGACAAGGACUCGGAGAACUCCACCUGCUCGACCAAAACCACCAACGUCGCCUCCGCCGGCGUGCCCGCUGUCUCCAGCUCCAAGCCGAAGAAGACGAAGAACCUGCAGGUGCAGCGGAAGAUCCGCACGUUCCGAGUGGUGCUGGUGCUGAUGGCGUCGUUCGUGCUGUGCCGGUUCCCCUACUGGUGCUACACGACGGUGAAGUUCCUGGUGAAGUGCGACGGCAGGUUCGGCUGGGACUUGAAUUUCACGCUGGUGGCGUUGAACCUGUUCAAUUGCGUGCUCAAUCCGUUGCUGUACACGUUCCUGAACCAGACCGUGACGGCUCUGAAGAUGAUCAAGGAGUUCUGGUGGAAGAUUUGCUGCUGUUGCUGUUCGAACGACGAGUUCGAGGAUUUCGCGAAGGACGCCGAUCAAAUACAGCCGGCUUGUGGGACUGUCAAAGCGAGGGUGCAGGUGGAGAAGGGCCAUUGUGAGGGUAUGCAGAAAUACUAA
This is a messenger RNA of Phyllotreta striolata, 1334 nucleotides long. The record is from the annotation of a GenBank genome assembly. NCBI's taxonomy places the organism in Eukaryota, Metazoa, Arthropoda, Insecta, Coleoptera, Chrysomelidae.